Molecule: messenger RNA, 7686 nt
Organism: Xiphophorus maculatus (southern platyfish)
Lineage: Eukaryota; Metazoa; Chordata; Actinopteri; Cyprinodontiformes; Poeciliidae
Gene: lrrc53
Product: leucine rich repeat containing 53
Exons: 8
Coding region: 3953-7084 (1043 amino acids)
Molecular function (GO): protein binding
Source: RefSeq, a predicted model, not a curated record
AUUCUAGGAUUUUUUUUUAUGACCUUUUCCUUUUCCAGCUGCUUUCUAGUAAAGGAGACAAGCCUCAAAGAUGUUUUUUUUUUCUUUUUGGUUGGAUUAGCAUUAAGCAACAUAAUCGUCUGAUGUAUCAUUUUCUUUGUUUCCCUUUUCGAAACUGUCAUGUUUUGGCAGCUUGCGCUGGAUCGGCAUCAUGCUGAAAGCCUCCUUUUGGCGCCAAACUUUCAGACAGGGCAUCGUCCUGUCAGUUUUUGCACAAUCCCAGCUAAAUCUAAAACUUGUCCCCUCAACAUGUGGUAUUUAUCCUUUUCACGGCUCCUUAAAAAAAUAAUCCUGCAUGUGCACAUCAUGGUCAGACCUAUGCAUUACAGAGUGUUUUUUAUGACUCCCAUCUGAUGCACGUAACUAUAUUUUAGUCCUAUUUUACCAAUUAGACAUACGGUAAUUAACAACAGUUUCCUUCCCCCACCCACUAUAUUAGAAAAUUAUAGAGCUCGUAAACAGCUUUCUGAGUUGCUUUGGUAUUUCCUCUACAUGUGCAGCUGAGGUGCUGACAUGCAGAUGUGGGCCCAGUCCGCUUUUCAGUUUAAUCCUCUAAUUGCUUGUUUACGCUUCCUUAACAUAAAUGGGCAGCAGAUGACCACAAUAGUGUGAUGGGGCCAUUUUCUUGUUCUUUUUCCCCCCCAGUAAACUAAGGUAGAACUUUAAGUAUUUUCUAACUUAAUUUUGCAUGUUCCUAUAAUGACUCUUUUUCCAGAAAUCUGGAUAAACACAUUUGAAAUUUUUCUCUAAUCUACCAGAUAAAAAAAAAAAAAGAAGUAUGGCAAAAUAAAAAGGCAAGAAUCAAAUUUAAAAUACUUCAGUCCUCAAAGAGUAAUGGAGGGUUAGGUUUACCUGAUUUAAAGGAUUAUUAUUGGGCUGCUCAACUGAGAGCCAUAGCUCUAUGGUUAGCAAAGGAUCAAGAGACAAUAUGGGGAGAUAUGGAGCAAAGAGCCUGCCCAAAUCUGUCCCUAGAGUCACUGCCCUUUACAACAAGGAGGGUUCAAAGAAAUCUCAAAAUUCAAAAUUGCUGGAUUAAGGAAACGAUUAACAUUUGGUCAAGAAUAAAAAAUAAAUUAAAUGUUCCUGACUCUAUAUCAAAAAUUGUAAAAAUAGCGAAGAUUCCAGAUUUUACCCCGGCUACUAUGGAUACAGGGUUUGAGAGAUGGACAAAAUGGGGACUGGUAUUUAUAGCACAGCUUUUUCAUGGAUCAAUAAUGAAAUCCUUUGAACAAAUCCAACGGGUAAUCUACAAAAAACAGAUUUUUACAGAUACUUGCAACUUAGACAUUAUCUCCAGAAUCAUAGUGAAUGGCAAAAAAUCUCAACAGGUAUGACCAAGGCUGAAAAAAUGUUAUUAACAAUAGCAAAAGGUGAAUCAACAAAAGGCCUGAUCUCAAAACUAUACAAAAGCCUGCAAUAUGAAUCCAGUGUUAAUAAUAAGGAAAUGAAGGAGAAGUGGGAACUGGAGGCUAAUAUAAUAAUAACAAAUGAAGAGUGGGAAGAAACAUUUAGAUCUGGACACAAAUUAACUAACAGCCCGACAUGGAGGGAAUUUGACUGGAAGGUUACGAUGCGUUACUUUAACACCCCGGUUAUCUAAUUCUAAUUCACUUCAAUUCAGCUUAGUUCAAUUCAAAAACACUUUAUUUAUCUUAAAAGGGAAAUUAAAUGUAUUGACUCAUAUCAUCCAAGCUCCUUCAAAUAAGUUGUUAAGGACGGUGACCCUCUGGACAGGAAGUGACGCCAGGUAGCAGUCAGUGUCGCGUCAACGCUAAAUAGGCUUCUGACUGCAGACUGUUGCUGAAUUUCUCUCAUAACAGCACAAAAUCGAGGCAGCAGAGAUAAUAUUUCACAGUUACAUGUCCUUGUUGACACUAUCUGUUGCAGGCAAGCACUGCUGAUCCGCGUCGUUUGCUUUGGCUGUUCCUCUUUAAGUCUCUGUUCAGCUGUACGGUCAGAAAGCCGGACGAAGAGAUGUUGGAGUCUGGGAUGUGUCCCUUAAGCAUUGCGCUUGAUGGAAGACAUGGUUUGAAUUUUCUCGUUCUCUCUCUGCUCUUCGGUCCAUGACGCCUCCUUGUUUACUCCUCUGGUGCCUCAGGUAAUAUUUGAGCUUCGAGAUGGUAGUCAGCUGCUCCCAAGUUGUAAAAGCAGCGCACUGUUCCUACACUGUUAUGCAUCAUAACAACUGUCUGAAAGGGGGGAAAAAAGGUAAUAGUAAAAAGUUUUUCCAGUUGCACUGCAUUAAAAACCAGAGGAAAUAAUGAUUCAAACAUGCAAUGCCUCAUCCAAGAAGAAAAUAAAAAUAAAAUUAAGAACAUAAGCCUACAAAGAGAACAAAUCAGAACUGACGUAGCAGAGCGACUCCCACAUGCUGCCGUCAUGAGCGGCGUGCUUCGAGCAAAAUGAAAAUAAACGUAUCCAUGGAGAAACGACACGUUUUUAACCAUUCACAAGCUUCUUUUGGGAUUCUGAUUUGGAACAUCCGACUGUGUCCAAGUUGUAAUCAUCUGCAUGUUUAAUCUCAUGUGAAGUUUGAGGAUUUGGUAAAAUGUCAUCUUUAUUAUUCUACUCAUUUGUGUCAAACACCUGUACUACAGGCGUCAAAGCUAAAACCACCACCGUGUUCGACAGCUGGACAUCAUGAUGUUCUUAUUCCUAAUUUUGGUGAAAUUGCUCAAUCUUUGUUUCCGUUGGCCUUAAGGCAUUAAAUUCAGAAAGCAUUUCACCUGGAAAUAUCCAUAUACUGAGUUUUAAAGUGUGUAUUUUUCUUACUCACCAUCUCAGUCUAUGUUGAAGUAAAACUUAGUGACCUCACUUUUUAUGGUCACGUUCUCAGUUUACGAUCAAUUUGAUCCUUAGUGGUUGUUAGUUUUUCCUUUUGGUUCAAAAUGUAUGAAUUUUGCUUAAAAGUUCAAUUUUGACCAAAAACCAACCAAUCUAAAUGAAGACCGAUCAUAUUUUAGUCAAAGAUGAUGCCAUGAUUUUUAACUUGCUCAAUAAUAUUUAAUAUUAAAUGGGGUUAUGUGCUUAAUUGAGACUGAAUGUAUGAUUUUAAAAAUGUGUGGAUGAGAGAAAAUUCUUGUUAAUUUAAAAUUCAAAAAAUGUUAAGAUUUAACACGUUUUUUUUAAAAUCCACCUAAAUAAUCUCCCAUUCACUAUGAAAUCCAUGCCAACGGUGAAUUUGUUAACCUCUGACUGACUCUGAGUCAGUAAAGCUGUUCAGGGUUUUAUCGGAGGAUCAAAUACAUUUCCUGUGGUGCGAAGAUCCAAAGACGUUGCUCUGCGAUAAAAGAAGCCACUUUUUUUUUCUGUGGUUGUUCUGAUGGCCGAUUCUGGUAAGAGUCUGUACUGCGACGUAACACAAACUUGUUUCAUAACAGACGGCUCGGGGAAAUGCAGCCCGAUAGCAAAGGUUCUUCAGCAGAAACCCGAUAGGCCUCACUCUGCCCCAGUGUUUGGCUGUCAACCAUCACUCAGCAUCAUGUUUGUCUGCCUAGCAACAAAACAGAAACCUUCUCAGACUAUACCCUCCUGCUUGAAUGUUUAAAUGCUUGAUUUGAAUAUUCAAAUCUUAGAAAUGCAUGCACAACUGCAGUAUAACACACACACAGAGUCCAUGAUGUCUGAAAACACAGAAUGUCUGUAUUUUCACACUUUUAUUUCAUAAAUAAAAGCCUCAACUACAUCAUCUUCCAAAGUUUUAGCAAAUACUUUGUUGGUUUUAAUCAGCUUUCAUCAUCGGGUUUGUUUUCAAGAUAUUCUGCACUCUUAGUUGUGCAAAGACGUCUUUUUAGCGUUUUCACGAUGUAUUUUCAGAUUAAACACGAUGGUCACAAUAACGAAGCCGCAUCGAGUGACAGCCACGUGGAAGAGAUGCUGCCUUAUCAUCAUGUCGCAUCUCCUGUAGCACACCAUGACCUGUGUUUUGCUGAUGUUCCUGCUGCCAGUCGUCGAAGCCCAGCGUGUUCCAGCGUGUCCCGUUUCUUGUGCGGUCUGCUCUGAGGAUGCAGUCAUCUGUCAAAGGCUUGCUGACAUCAUUGAUGCUGCCAAUUCGACCCAGGCUCUGCUGCUAACUGAGGGCUCCAUCUCUGUGGUCCAGCCGGCCUCGCUGUCUGACCUCAGGAACAUCACAGUUAUAGGUCUGAGUAGCAACCACAUCUCAGAGCUUAGUGAGGACGCCUUCAGAAACCUGCCUUUCCUCCACACUUUGCUGUUGGACCACAACCUCCUGACCAGCCAGGCUCUGCAGGGUGGAGCGCUGCUCAAUCUCAGCCAGCUGGAAGUUCUUGCCCUGGGCCACAAUCACAUCGACAUGAUCCAGGCUGGUUGGUUUACAGGCACAAAGGCUCUGCUCAGCCUGAAGCUGGAGGGAAACCUGGUCACCAGACUGAACCCUGGAUCCUUUCCUCUGAACGACUUCAGGAGUCUGGAGACUCUGGAUCUUUCGGAUAAUUUGAUAGAUUUUCUGGACAGAAACAGCUUCCGAGGUCUGGUUAGCUUGAGGAGCCUGGAUCUCUCCAGAAACCGUCUGAGUUCAGUUCCUCCCGAGGCUUUCUCCUAUCUUGUGUGGCUGUCGAACCUGAACCUGGACCUCAAUUCAUGGAACUGCACGUGCGAGCUGCUGGAGCUGGCUGCCGUCCUGACGAGCUUCAUUCAGGAGCCGGACAAGGCGCUGUAUAAUGGCCGUCGGAUGGUGUGUGUGAGUGCGGACAACCCGGCUGUGACCACGGUGCUGGAGCUGACUGAAGCCAACUGCGUGCCGUCCAAUCAGAACAUCACAGUGCAGAUAGAGGCGAGAGGCAGCGUGGCCCCUCGGCAGUACGCUCGAGACCUGGCCAUAGCUGCAGUCAUCUGCUUCCUAGGAGGAGUCGCUUUGACUCUGCUUGCAGUCUUGAUUUGUUACCACGUCUCUCAAUGGAAGAAGAAGAAGAAAGAAAGCCAAAGACCAAAGGAGGAACUGGACAAAGGCAGAACAACUGCUAACCAUGUAGAUCAACUCGGAGAUCGGGAGAAGAUGAGGGAUUUUGUCUUGCAAGCCAACAGCAGUCAACAAUGGAGCAAAGAGUCCAUGACGCUGAAUGAAAGGAUGGAUCACCACAGAGAUACAUCUAAGUCCAGAGCUGAAGAAAAUGGUAGCAAUGUCCAUUGCCCUCAUUGCAACACUAAUGGGAAGAUGCCGGACCAAAUGAGAAAGGGUAAGUGGUUAAACGGAGGACCUGAGGCUGGAGAUGUCCAGGAGAGAAGGAAAUUAAGGAUGAUGGUGGAAGAGGAGAGAAGGAGAGGAGUUAUUCAACAACAAAAUUACAGCUGGAAUGUCUCUAACAAAGUUCCUCCACACAUCGCCGACUCAUCUUUUCAUCUGCUGAGAGAAACGUCAGACAAUCUUCCACCCUACAAGGCUGAUGGUGACAUGGGCAACCACAGGACUGAUGAUGAAUCGAAGAGCAGACGUUAUGAGACUUCACACUGCAGGAAUUGCCACAGGACCUCCAGACCUGAGGAGAAUAUGACACACAGGAUGCCUCACUCCAACCAAAUGGACAUCUAUGAUUUCAAUGGCAAGGUAAGGAGGGAGCCGUUUAGAAAGAUGAACACGGAGCUAAAAAGAGAGACAAAAAAUGUAAAGUUUGAUCUGACACGUUCAAGAACUAAUCGAGGCGAGGAAAGUCUGGAGGAGGAGGAACAGGAGGAGGCAACUCCCAGAGACAACGAGAAAAGCAGCCACAGGAGACACAAAGUCCAGUCCAGCCGUUUGAUGAAGGUCAAAUUGAACUUAAACCCCUUAAGAAAAAGCAAAGUCCAUCCGAGGAAGAAAAAUGAGCAUGGCCACACCAAGAACACAAGCUCCAAGAGGAGUAAAGAGAAGAGACGGCAUGGAAAAGGCGAAGAGGAGGAAGGAGAAGAGAAAUCUGGUAAGAGAGCUAAGAGUAGUAGAGAGAAGAAGAGAAAGUCCUCCAAAACGGAGGAGGCAGAUGAAGGAGAGCAAAAACGCAGCACAUCUAAAAGAGAUAAAAGCGCAGAAGGUGACCAGGAAAAGAACCCAAACAUCUCCCAGCCGCCUGACGGCGCCACUGUCUCUGCACAAGACCUUCAGACUCUCCAGCACCAGAGUGCUGGACUGGCAUUGGGUGGGGCUCAGCUGGCUUUCCAGCAUCCCUUCUCCUUCAGUCCAGCUGACAGGAAUCGUUCUACCAACCUUUCCUUGCUAAACUCACCUGGCUCACUGCUAACUGGAAGCACCCUGUCUCUUCAAGCAGGGAAGGCUUUGCUCAACACCAUGUCCUCAGGAUCCAAUCCACUGCUCACCCAUGGUCUGGUUAAUCCCAUUGCUCCUGGUGUAACACUCAGUGGGCUUAACAUAGCUCCAGGUGGUGCCACAGAAAGCUUCGCUAGACUACCUGCAGUAUCGACCAGGUCCUCAAAUCCUCCUCUUCUAGCCAAGAUGAUACAAGUCAAUCCUUUACAAGCAGGUGGAAACCCCCCAGCUCCAUUUCUUACCUCAACAUCUGAUGGUCCUGUCCUGAGUUUAGCAAACCCAGCUAAUGAUCCAGUUGUAUUGGGUUACAGCCAGAUGCAGGUUGACAGUUCUGCAUUUGUAGCAGCACCAAAGCUUGAUCUAACUCACAGUCAAGACCUUCAAACCGGAAAGGGACCGAUUCAAUCGACCACUGAGUCACAAGCCCCCUCUACUAAAGACGACCUCCCUGAACAGGAUCAAGACGAGACUUUGGGGGAUACCUCAGAAACUAGAGUGGAGAAAAUGUCUGUCAAUAUGCCACCUCAGGGUGUGGCUCAAACUGAAGGACCUCAGGUAGGAGGAUCAGGAGAACGUCAAAAGGCAGACAGUAUGUCUGUAAUGGAUCAAUCAGCUCCUAGUCUGUCCAUACCAGAUGAAUCCUCCCCAGCUGCUGGAGGGGCGGCUCUCUUGCAGCAGGAGUACCUGUCAGAAGAUGGAGGCUCCUCACCAAGGAGGAAGCUGAGGCUGGUUCUUCCAGAAAAAACGUCAAACCGGCCGCCUACAGCUCUAGAGAGAAAAAUCCUCUAGCAGCUCAGAUCAUUGCUUCCUUUUUAAAUUUGGGUGUGCAAAGAUCUGAGUAAAAAACAGCGAAUGGAGGAAGUGCAUUUGAUAUUGACGAACUGCCCAAAAAUAUCCAAUUGGUGUUGGUGGGGGCAGGGGAAGAGAAACCAAACCUGUGGUAAAUAUUUUUCGCCUUCCUGGCACUUGUUGAGAAAGUUUGAGAUCCUAAAGUGUAUGUGCUAAACGCAGAAAAUGUUGGCCUUUGAGCGGAAGGGAUAAGACCGAAACCGUUACGGAUGGUUGGCUGGCACGGCUUGUCCAGAGCUGCAGCUGUUGUGUGAUCUACCUGCAGGGAUGGGGUACGUCCAAAACCAACUCCUGUUGUUUCUUACUACUUCUGUUUCUUCAAAAUGGUUUCCACUGUCAACAAUCAGCAACCUUUGCAUUAGAGGUUACAAUUGUAUGUUGAUUAUUCACAUUUUAUUAGUUAUGUUUACGUCUUUCUCUUUUAUGUUUUCAGUACUCUUCUUCAGCACCCUCUGAUAGGCCACAUGUAUUGUUCAUCUUCUUGAAUAUUUAAGAAUAGCUUUAUCGUUGUUAUUGUUGUAUCCAGUUCGAUAAAUCAUUGU